UUCUCUAGUUACUUCCAGCCAGGAAACUAGAAUCGAAUCUUAAAGAGACGCAAUUUUUAGGGUUUAAACCUGCAAAAAUUGGAUAUCUAAACAGACACAUAUUUUGUGUGACAGAAAAUGGACACAACUAAAAAGUUGACGAUUGAGACACUUGAGGAACUUGUGGAUAAAGAUCUCAAAGUAUUCAUCUGGCACCUGUGGAAUGGUGUAGGAUCAGAGAUUGAACCUAUUUCUCGAAGUAAGAUUGAGAACGCUGAUCGUUAUGAAGUCGUGGAUAAGAUGGUGCAGCAGUACAGUGAUAAUGCUGGGACUAUUGCAGUAAAAGUGCUGCAAAACAUGAAACAAAUGGAUCUUGCACAAAACCUUGAGUUUAAACUUGCAGAAGUUGAGCAGCCUGAGCAGGAGGAGCCCAUCCAGUCCGAUUGGAUCAGACCACAGAGCAUUGUUCUCUGCAAACAAGUGUUUAAGGACAAAAUUCUGAAAGAUAAGAGAAAUGAGGUUUAUAUACCAAAGGACGCAUAUCAGAGAAAACGUUUAGCACUGCUGAUCACCAACAUACAAUUCCAACACUUGGGUAACAGGGACGGAGCAGAGAAAGACGAGGAGAACAUGGAGUGGCUGCUGGAAGCUUUGGGUUACAGAGUUGAGAAGCACAGAAAUCUGACUGGAAAAGAAAUAGAUGCUGCAGUCAGGAACUUUGCUGCACAUUCCGAUCAUAAAGACUCGGACAGCACCUUCGUGGUUCUGAUGUCUCACGGGGGAAGAAUCGGUAAUAAAGAUGUCAUUUUAGGUGCCAAUGACUCCAGUGAUUACUUCUUUGUAGACGACAUCUUCACCCAUCUGAGCUCCGAGAAUUGUCCUGCUCUGAUUGAUAAACCAAAGGUUAUUCUGAUCCAAGGCAGCAGAGGAAAGUGCUCAGAUGUGUAUAUUCAAGACAGGCCGCCUGAAUCAGACAGCACUGUGUACAGGAAAGACAUGGUCUGUUUUAUGUCCUGCCUCCCUAACUCUAACUCAUACAGGCAUCGUAUCAGUGGAAGUUAUUUUAUCAUGUACAUCGUGGAUGUGUUCAGUAAAUGUGCUCAUAAUAAGGACAUUAUGGAGUUGUUCACAAAGGUCAUCUCACGCAUGGAAAAACACGAUUUAGCGAACAGGAACGUGCACAUGCUGCCAUGUAUUGAAAAUAAUACCCUUAGAAGGAAAUUCUACCUGUUCCCUGGGCUCUAAUUAUGUGCAUUUUAAACCCAGUGCAUGCAAAUAUGCACUGGGCAAAUU
Messenger RNA from Megalobrama amblycephala (Wuchang bream), 1272 nucleotides. RefSeq names its product caspase b-like. NCBI's taxonomy places the organism in Eukaryota, Metazoa, Chordata, Actinopteri, Cypriniformes, Xenocyprididae. The record is from RefSeq and is a predicted model, not a curated record. The transcript has 8 exons. Bases 118 to 1224 code for a protein of 368 amino acids. Gene Ontology annotation, molecular function: cysteine-type endopeptidase activity. Gene Ontology annotation, biological process: proteolysis.